AACGCCCGCAUUGAUACCUCUUUUGUAAUUUAUAAAGAGGACAAUACAAUCAAAUUGCAUGCAGCUUCUUCACAAGAUCCGACUUUAAGAUAUUGAAUUUCCUAUCAUUUAUAUUUCACUUCCAAUACCAGAAAUUUCGGUCUUUGAUCAAUCAAUUGCUUCUCUUUUAAUUCAAGAAAUUCCGUUCCUAAAUCAAUCAGUCUCUUCGAAUUGUAAGGUCUCUGGCAGUAUGUUGGGCAAUGGAGUUGUUGGAAUCCUUUCCGAGUCGUCAAAUGUGUGGGAGAGGAGAGCUCCUUUGAGCCCAUCACAUUGCGCACGCCUUCUACGUAGCGGCAAGGAUAAAAGCAGAGUGGACCGCAUAAUUGUUCAGCCAUCCACGAAGCGCAUUCAUCAUGAUGCUCUGUAUGAGGAUGUUGGUUGUGAAGUAUCAGAUGACCUUUCAGAAUGUGGUCUAAUCUUGGGGGUUAAACAACCAAAGUUGGAGAUGAUUCUUCCUGAUAGGGCGUAUGCCUUUUUCUCCCAUACCCAUAAGGCACAGAGAGAGAACAUGCCAUUGUUGGAUAAGGUUCUUUCUGAACGGGUUUCAUUAUAUGACUAUGAGCUUAUUGUUGGAGACAAUGGGAAGAGGAUGCUUGCUUUUGGGAAGUAUGCUGGUAGAGCUGGUCUGAUAGACUUCUUACGUGCACUAGGAACAAGAUAUUUGAAUCUUGGAUAUUCAACUCCUUUCCUCUCAUUGGGAGCAUCUUAUAUGUAUUGUUCUUUGGCUGCUGCGAAGGCUGCUGUGAUUUCUGUGGGUGAAGAGAUAGCCACAUUGGGGCUGCCAUCUGGAAUUUCUCCACUAGUUUUUGUAUUCACUGGCUCUGGAAAUGUUUCUCAAGGCGCACAAGAGAUAUUUAAGCUCUUACCUCAUACCUUUGUGGAUCCCAGCAAUCUCCCAAAACUCUUUGGAAUGGCUGGAGAUGUUAGUCACCCAUCACAAACAUCAAGGAGAGUCUUCCACGUAUAUGGUUGCGUUGUCAGUUGUCAAGACAUGGUUUCACCCAAGGAUCCUUCAAAAAGAUUUGACAAAAUUGAUUAUUACACACAUCCAGAACACUACAUUCCUAUUUUCCAUGAAAGGAUAGCACCAUAUGCAUCUGUAAUAGUUAAUUGCAUGUAUUGGGAGAAAAGGUUUCCUCGGUUGCUUACUACCAAGCAGUUGCAAGAACUAAAGAGGAAAGGUAGCCCACUAGUUGGAAUUUCUGAUAUAACUUGUGACAUUGGAGGUUCAAUAGAAUUUAUUAACCAGACCACUUCAUUGGAGAGGCCUUUCUUCAGAUACAACCCUUUCACUGAUUCAUACCAUGAUGACAUGGAGGGUGAUGGUGUAAUAUGUCUAGCAGUUGAUAUUCUCCCAACAGAGUUUGCAAGAGAGGCUUCCCAACAUUUUGGAGAUAUCCUUUCCCAAUUUAUUGGCAGCUUGGCUUCUACAAAAGACAUUUCAGAAUUACCAUCCCACUUAAGAAGAGCUUGCAUAGCUCAUGAAGGAGCACUUACUUCCUUGUACGAAUAUAUCCCUCGUAUGAGAAAUUCUGAUUCAACUGAUUCAUCACCAAAUCCUGCUAGCAGUCCCUCAAACAAGAAGAAAUACACUACAUUGGUAUCUCUAAGUGGUCAUUUGUUCGAUCAGUUUCUGAUAAAUGAGGCUUUGGACAUUAUUGAAGCAGCCGGUGGCUAUUUCCAUUUGGUCAGGUGUGAAGUGGGUCAAAGUGCAAACGCUAUGUCAUAUUCAGAACUGGAAGUUGGUGCUGAUGACAUUGCGGUUCUAAAUCAAAUCAUGGAUUCAAUAACCUCUAUUGCUUACCCAAGUGAUAAAAGCCAGAAAUUCAGUAUGGAAACAAAUAUUUUUUCUCUAAAGGUUGGUCAGGUUAGUGAAUGCGUAACGAAGAAUGGAGAUGAUUCGAAGAAGAAACCAGCAGUUUUAAUUCUUGGUGCAGGUCGUGUCUGCCAACCAGCUGCUGAAUUUUUAGCAUCAAUUGGAAAAAUUUCAUCUCGUCGUUGGUUCAAAAAAUGCAUGGGUAAUGUUGAGGAACCCAAAGAGGUUAAAGUUAUUGUGGCAUCUCUCUACCUUAAGGAUGCAGAAGAGACUAUUGAAGGUAUUCCAAAUGCAGUGGCAGUUCAGCUUGAUGCAAUGGAUUAUGGAAGCCUUUGUAAGUAUAUUGCAGAGGUGGAAGUUGUAAUCAGUCUGUUGCCACCCAGUUGUCAUACUCACAUAGCGAAUGCAUGUAUUGAGCUUAAAAAGCAUCUUGUCACUGCCAGCUAUGUUAGUGAUACCAUGUCAAAGUUAGAUGAAAAAGCCAAGAGUGCUGGUGUUGCGAUCCUUUGUGAAAUGGGCCUGGAUCCUGGAAUAGAUCAUAUGAUGGCAAUGAAGAUGAUCAACCAGGCGCAUGCCGAGAAUGGGAAAAUAAAGUCCUUCACUUCUUACUGCGGCGGACUUCCAUCGCCAGCUGCUGCAAACAACCCACUAGCCUAUAAGUUCAGUUGGAACCCAGCCGGAGCUAUCAGAGUAGGGCGUACUUCAGCCAUUUAUAAGUUUCAAGGGGAAACUAUAAAUGUUGAUGGAAAUGAACUUUAUGAUUCGGCAGUGAGACUGCGGAUACCUUAUCUUCCAGCUUUUGCCUUGGAGUGUCUCCCAAACCGUAAUUCUUUGGUUUACGGGGACCUGUAUGGAAUUUCCGGUGAAGCAUCAACCAUCUUUCGGGGAACACUCCGUUAUGAAGGAUUCAGUGAAAUAAUGGGAAGUCUUGUGAAGAUCAGCCUUUUUGAUGAUGAAGUUCAUCCUAUGCUGAAAGAAGGCAAGAGUACAACAUUCGGAAGCUUCCUAGAUGAACUUUUAAAAAUUAAAACAAGUAAGGAGGCAGCGGAUGGUGGGAAUGCGCAAGUAUCUUUGACAGAUGAGAAGGAAAUCGCUAGAAGGUUGGUUAUGCUCGGGCACUGCAAAGAAAUAACUUCUGCAGUGAAGACAGCCAAAGCUAUCAGGUUUUUGGGACUCCAUGAGCACGAAGAAAUCCCUGCAGCCUGCCAGAGUGCAUUUGACGUUGCCUGUUUACGCAUGGAAGAGAGACUAGCCUACUCCAGUUUUGAACAGGACAUGGUGCUUUUGCAUCACGAAGUGGAAGUAGAAUUCCCAGAUGGGCGGCCAACGGAGAAUCACCUUGCCACUCUCUUGGAGUUUGGAAGAACGAAAGACAGGAAAACAACCACUGCCAUGGGUCUCACAGUCGGCAUUCCAGCAGCCAUAGGAGCUUUGCUAUUACUUGUAAACAAGAUCCAGACAAGAGGUGUAGUCCUGCCUCUAGAACCUGAAGUUUAUGUCCCGGCAUUAGAUAUUUUAGAAGCUUAUGGUUUCAAGCUGCUGGAGAAGAUGGAAUGCAAUUGAGCAAAAUACAGGAGCUGUUACGGUCACCUCAUCAUCAAAUGAUUAUCUGGUUCUGACUCAUGUAAUAAUCAGUGCUUGCAAGAAGUGUGCAUUCUAUAAUAAAAUCAGUGUUUGCAAGAAGUCUGUCAGAUGUGCAUGUUGGACAUGUCAAAUGACUAUAGAACAUAACAGUCUUUCCCUCUCUCUCUCUCUGCCUUUUGUUUUUAUUUGCCUGUAUAGAUUGUUUUAAUCCAUUCCUAUUCAUCUAUAUAUAUUUCUCAUAGA
Messenger RNA from Magnolia sinica, 3682 nucleotides. RefSeq names its product alpha-aminoadipic semialdehyde synthase. Gene Ontology annotation, cellular component: cytoplasm. NCBI's taxonomy places the organism in Eukaryota, Viridiplantae, Streptophyta, Magnoliopsida, Magnoliales, Magnoliaceae. The transcript has 25 exons. Bases 230 to 3418 code for a protein of 1062 amino acids. Gene Ontology annotation, molecular function: saccharopine dehydrogenase activity. The record is from RefSeq and is a predicted model, not a curated record.